GUGAAAACUAUCUGGUCAGGUGGUCAAGUUCUGGGCUACCAAAAGACAUAGACAGGUUACACAAUCUUCGAGCAGUUUUCACAGACCUUGGCAGCAAAGACCUAAAAAGAGAGAAAAUCAGUUUUGUUUGUCAGAUCGUACGAGUAGGCAGAAUGGAACUGAGAGACAACAACACAAGAAAACUAACCUCUGGCCUAAGGCGACCUUUUGGUGUAGCAGUAAUGGAUGUAACUGACAUAAUUAAUGGGAAAGUAGAUGAUGAGGACAAGCAACAUUUCAUUCCAUUUCAGUCGGUGGCAGGGGAGAAUGAUUUCCUUCAGACUGUAAUAAACAAAGUGAUUGCUGCUAAAGAAGUUAACCACAAGGGUCAGGGUUUAUGGGUGACACUGAAACUUCUUCCAGGAGAUAUUCACCAGAUAAGGAAAGAAUUUCCUCAUCUAGUUGAUAGAUCCACAGCUGUGGCUCGAAAAAUGGGUUUUCCUGAGAUUAUUAUGCCUGGGGAUGUCCGUAAUGAUAUCUAUGUUACAUUAGUUCAAGGAGACUUUGACAAAGGAAGCAAAACCACUGCAAAGAAUGUAGAGGUUACAGUAUCUGUUUAUGAUGAAGAUGGCAAAAGAUUGGAGAAUGUGAUCUUCCCAGGUGCUGGAGAUGAAGCUCUUUCAGAAUAUAAGUCUGUGAUAUAUUACCAAGUAAAACAACCUCGCUGGUUUGAAACUAUGAAGGUUGCAAUCCCCAUUGAAGAUGUAAACCGCAGCCACUUGAGGUUUACAUUUCGACACAGGUCAUCACAGGACUCUAAAGAUAAGUCUGAGAAGAUAUUUGCUUUGGCCUUUGUUAAACUGAUGAGAUACGAUGGCACCACUCUGCGGGACGGAGAGCAUGAUCUUAUAGUAUACAAGGCAGAGGUGAAGAAGCUAGAAGAUUCAUCAACGUAUUUAAGCUUACCAUCCACUAAAAUAGAAUUGGAAGAAAAAGGUCACUCCACAGCUGGCAAGAGCAUGCAGAACCUUGGAAGCUGCACCAUCAGUAAAGAUUCUUUCCAGAUUUCCACUUUAGUUUGUUCAACAAAGCUAACACAAAAUGGUGAGGAAUAUGUUCAGAUUCUAGGAAACAGACUUUAUUCAACUUUGGACCUGCUGGGGCUUUUGAAGUGGCGAUCCAACACAAGUCUGCUGCAACAGAAUCUGAGGCAACUUAUGAAAGUUGAUGGAGGUGAAGUUGUUAAGUUUCUCCAAGAUACCCUUGAUGCACUAUUUAACAUCAUGAUGGAGAAUUCAGAGAGUGAAACUUUUGACACAUUGGUGUUUGAUGCUUUGGUAUUCAUCAUUGGAUUGAUUGCAGACCGGAAGUUCCAGCAUUUUAAUCCUGUUUUGGAAACCUACAUAAAGAAACAUUUCAGUGCUACCUUGGCAUACACAAAACUGACAAAAGUUUUAAGAACCUAUGUGGAUAACGCUGGUGUCACUGAACAACUAUUUAAAGCUAUGAAGUCUUUGGAAUACAUCUUCAAAUUUAUUGUACGGUCGAGAAUUUUAUUCAACCAACUUUAUGAAAACAAAGGAGAAGCUGACUUUAGGGAGUCUUUACUUCAUCUCUUUAAGUCUAUCAAUGAGAUGAUGAGUAGUGUGUCUGAUCAGACAGUUAUAGUAAAGGGAGCUGCACUUAAAUAUUUGCCUACUAUUGUGAAUGAUGUGAAACUUGUGUUUGAUCCAAAAGAACUUAGCAAACUAUUUACAGAUUUUAUAUUGAACGUUCCAGUGGGCCGUCUCACAAUUCAGAAGCUGUACUGUUUGAUUGAAAUAGUUCACAGCGACCUUUUCACACAGCAUGACUGCAGAGAGAUUUUGCUGCCAAUGAUGACAGAUCAACUGAAGUAUCAUCUGGAAAGGCAGGAGGACCUGGAAGCCUGUUGCCAAUUGCUCAGUAACAUCCUAGAAGUUCUUUACAGAAAAGAUGUGGGACCAACACAACGCCAUGUGCAGAUUAUUAUGGAGAAACUACUGAGGACAGUAAAUAGAACCGUUAUCUCAAUGGGACGUGAUUCAGAACUCAUAGUGAUAAAGUUUCGAUUAGCUGGAAUGGAAUGCCCAUACCCAUCAUUAAUGUACUUUGUGGAAGAUGGUGAAGGUGACCCUUACUUUAGGAAACUCUAA
Molecule: messenger RNA, 2153 nt
Organism: Gekko japonicus
Lineage: Eukaryota; Metazoa; Chordata; Lepidosauria; Squamata; Gekkonidae
Product: dedicator of cytokinesis protein 1-like
Exons: 20
Coding region: 153-2153 (666 amino acids)
Biological process (GO): small GTPase-mediated signal transduction; cell migration
Cellular component (GO): plasma membrane; cytoplasm
Molecular function (GO): small GTPase binding; guanyl-nucleotide exchange factor activity
Source: RefSeq, a predicted model, not a curated record